AUGGUGACAUUAUGCGCAAAAGUAGAGUCGCUGCUGAAUGACCUGCAGAGGGCGGUACCAUGCGCCCACACCUUCCUCCAGAGGAACCCUGAGGACCAGCAAAUGCAGCAGUUGAUGGAGGAAUACAAGAGCAAGUAUGACCUGAGCGGCUACCUCAUCGACCACGAAGAACGACCCUACGAGACCUCAUUUCUGAGAGGAGUGAAACUUGUGGGUUUGGGCGACUACAGCAGCGGUGUUCAAGAGUUGGAGGAAGCUCUGUGGCUCUACUUCCAGGAAUAUGACCUGUGUCAGGCCGAAUGUGAAGGGAUCACUCAACUUUUACCAGACAGAGACUUCUAUGCAGUCAUAGCAGAUGCCUACAUUGACACAUUAAGGUGCAAACUGAGGUGCGAAGAAAACCUGACACCGAAUAUUGGGGGUUAUUUUGUAGUGAGAUUUGUGCCCACUGUUUACCACUACCUCCAGUAUGCCUAUUAUAAGUUGAACGAUGGACGCAGUGCAGUGCCCUGUGCGCACAGCUACUUCCUGUUCGAGCCUGAGGACCCAGUCAUGAAGCAGAACCUGCUAUAUUAUAAAGCCUACAGUCAACAGUGGGGGCUUCAGUCCAACCACUUUACCCCCAGGAUGGAAGCUUUCAAACACUACAACCAGACAAUAAUGCAAAAAAAGAUGUUGGCAUUUGCAGAAACAUACUUAGGUCUGUCUGAUGAGGACUUUCUAGGACCAGAGGAGGUUGCACGGUCGGCCCCAGACUCUCCUGAUGCUGAGUUUGAAGGUAUUGGAGAUUAUGAGGAGUCAAUUUACGCAAACUGGAAGCAACUGAAGGGCAAAGGGGAUGCUGGCGAGUCAGACAUCUGAAGAUUUUCUGGAGUUUACAGAGAAUAGUCUGACUAUAAGACUAUAAAUAACCACUUGUUACAACCAAGGUAUGCAGAAGAGCAUCUCUGAAUGUGCAACAUAGUGCCACUCCUAUCAUUAAGAACAAGAAACUGAGGCUACAAUUCACACAGGACCACCAGAACUGGACAACAGAAGCUAGACUGGAAAACUAUUGUAGUCUGAUGAUUCCCACAAUCCGGGUUUCUGCUGUGACAUUCAGACAGUGGGGUCAAAAAUUUGGCAUUAACAACAUAAAAGCGUGGAUCCAUCCUCCCUUGUAGCUACGGAUCUGGGUUAGGAUUAUGGUUAACACAUCAUGUCACAAAGCUCAAAUCAUCUCAAACGUUUCUUGAACAAGACGAGGAGUUCACUGUACUCAAAUGGCCUUCACAGUCACCAGAUCUCAGUCAAACAGAGCACGUUUGGGAUGUGGUGGAAUGGGAGAUUCCCAUCAUAGAUGUGCAGCAACUGUGUGACAAUGUGUUGAUAAACCAAAAUCUGUGAUAAAUGUUCCCAGCACCUUGAUGAAUCUAUGCCACAAAGAAUUAAGCAUAAGCAGUCCUGAAGGUAAAAAGAGACCCAACCCUGUGCUAGCAGUACCUAAUAAAGUGGCUGAUCAGUGUAAUUAGACUUUUAAACUAGUAAUAUUGUAGCUGUCACAACAAGUCAUGUCAUUAUGAAUUAUGAACAUGAAACUGAAGUAGCAAGUUAGUCAGCGUUGCACAGAUGGUCAACCAAAUAUUUACAAAUUAUCAAAUACUUUCAAGCCAGAUUCAGUACAAUAUAAUACAGUAUAUAUUAAGCAAGUCAGUAACAUUGUAUUAAAAUUGUUUAGCUGUAAACUUAAUCUAAUGUAACACAAACAAUCAGCAACAAAAAAAGUUUAAUUAUAUCUGGAUUCAUAGCAGCAGACACUCAUGCAGUGGAUCACAGAGUCACUCGAGUUCAGGUAGGUUUUAUUAUGGAUUUUAAUAUACAGUAAUACGAGUAUUUACACUGAGAGCCAGGUUACCUAAAACUAGACAAUGUUGGCUUUUAAUAGUGAGCAGUGCCAAAGUCCUUUUAAUAAGUCAAACUACAGCGUGCGAUCACAGCUACAGUAAACAUGGUGUGACCUGAGCUUCCAGCACACUCAAGGACAGACAUGUCCUAAAGAUUUUUUCAUGUUUCUACAGCGUUUAUGGGUGAAAGAGUCCAACUGUAACUAAACAGAUAUGUUAACCCUUUAAAUGAAGCCUGUGGUGACAAAUAUUGAGCACAUGUGACGUUAUAUACUGUUAAAAGUCUUUUUCUUGUCUACAAAAACAAUUUAUUAAAGUUAUUUUCAGGAGGCAGGAACCUUUACUAGAGAUCCUCGUGUGAUGGACUUCAACUCAACGUAUCAACACUCCUUUAACGCUCCUGUAGGUUGGCUGGCAGUGUAACUCGGAUAAUUUCUUCUGGCACCUGUGCCAACGACUCUUAAUGCCAUUAAUGAUAAAAUACAGCUUUGUGUGACAAUCACAGGAGUAUAAGCCUCUAAACCUGAUCGACACGCUCUGAUACUCAAUUUUUUAAUGCACUUAU
Molecule: messenger RNA, 2448 nt
Organism: Neolamprologus brichardi
Lineage: Eukaryota; Metazoa; Chordata; Actinopteri; Cichliformes; Cichlidae
Source: RefSeq, a predicted model, not a curated record